AUGUCGGCUGAACGUACAGUACAAAUGAAUAGUGUUCUAACUAUAUUAAGCGACUCGAUCGAGAAAUUAAAGAUAUCCUUAAUACUGCCCCGACUACUUGAGAGGCCGUGCAUAUUAAGAAAAGUAUUGGAUAACACAAAGUACUCGCAUUGUUUGAAAUUAAUCGAGGAUUAUAUAAAUGAGAGGCAAGACAGCAAGGACGAAACUUCAAGCUAUCUUGACUAUCGUUUAAUAAAAAUCAUCGAUUUUUUUCACAUAAACACAAAUAUUUUGGAGUUAUUACCCGGCUGGAUGGAUGAGCUGGACGACAACGAUGUCUCAUUGCUGAAAGCUUUCAAGUUGCUGCGUUGGAUAACUGAACAACGUCUCAAUAAGUCGGCUGUAGAGGAAUUAAAGAAGGAAAAAAAGAUUCAUGAGAUUUUUCACGAGAAUGAAAAAUUUAAAAAGAACAUCGAAGAGUUUAAACAUCAACUCAAAAGUCAAAGAAUCAAUUUACGCUGGAAGUUGGCAGCCAAAGAGAGUGUCAUUAAAUCGCACGAACAAAAUAUGGCCUUGAAAAAAGCCCUUAACGAUCAACGUAUUAAAGAAGAAAUGGCAAAGACAAGCCGCAGUGUGCGUCAUAUUUACACAGCUAGCGUUGCUAGACGUCGCGAAUUGGAAGAGGAGCUGCGAAUGACAAAAGUCAACUAUGAAAAGCUUGUUAACGAUAAUAUAAGACAAGAGAAAAAUGCCAGAGCUGAAAAAAAUAAGUUGUUGCUACAACUUGAGGCAUUAAUCAAGAAAUUUGAUCAAUCUAUCGGUGAUAAAAUGCGUGAGAAAAUCGUUUUGGAGGAGGAAUAUGCUAAACAGAAAAAAAUAUUUGAUGAAUUCAUGAUCAUUUUUCGUGAAAAGGAAGCCGAAUAUGAGGUUGCUGUCGUUCAAAAGGAGCAGGAGGAGCGGGAACAACAGGAGAAAAAACUCGCAUUCUUCAUAAUGAAUCGUGCCGCGCGUAUUAUACAGCGUUUUUAUCGUAAAUAUCGCAAAGCGAAGAAACGUCUGGAAAAACAAUUACAAAAGAGGGGAAAGGGUGCUGCUAGGCGAAAGGGAAAGAAAUAA
Molecule: messenger RNA, 1095 nt
Organism: Glossina fuscipes
Lineage: Eukaryota; Metazoa; Arthropoda; Insecta; Diptera; Glossinidae
Product: dynein regulatory complex protein 10-like
Exons: 5
Coding region: 1-1095 (364 amino acids)
Source: RefSeq, a predicted model, not a curated record